AUGGCCCGGAAAAAGGUGAAACUAGCAUUCAUAGCCAACAAUUCUAAAAGGAAGACAACAUACAACAAAAGGAAGCAGUCACUGCUGAAGAAAACGGAGGAACUCAGCACCCUUUGUGGCAUUGAAGCAUGUGCUAUAGUUUAUGGCCCCAAUGAUCCUCGGCCAGAGAUUUGGCCAUCUGAAUCGGGUGUCAUAAAUGUGCUGGGAAAGUUCAAAAGUAUGCCUCAAUGGGAGCAGACCAAGAAGAUGGCGAACCAAGAGCGUUUCAUUGCAGAUAGCAUCGUGAAGGGUAAAGAGAAAUUGAAGAAGCUUGCGGAUGAGAACAAGGAGAAGGAAAUGUCCUUGUUCAUGGUUCAGUGGCUUAAAACAGGGAAAGUUCAGCCUGAACAUAACAUGACCAUGGCUGAUUUCAAUGUUCUUUCAUCGAUGAUUGAUCAAAAUCUAAAGGACAUUGCUAAAAAGAUGGAAAUGCUGAAUGUUAAUGAGGUGAUACCAAACCAACCCCAGAUGCAAACCCCAGCGUUCCAACCCGAUAUACCAACCUCAUCAUUCGAACCCCAGAUGCAAAAUCCAUCAUACCAACCCCAGAUGCAAACACCAGCAUUCCAAACCCUGAUGCAAGCACCAGCAUUGGUAGCAUACCAACCCCAGAUGCCAACACUAACACCUGAAGAAAUGACACUGCUGAAUAAUGGCUAUGGGUCCGAUAUGAAUGCUAAUCCCAUGCAAAGCCAGGGAUUUAUGGACUGGCUUAAUGGUAAUGGGGAUGACUAA
Molecule: messenger RNA, 774 nt
Organism: Glycine soja
Lineage: Eukaryota; Viridiplantae; Streptophyta; Magnoliopsida; Fabales; Fabaceae
Product: agamous-like MADS-box protein AGL80
Exons: 1
Coding region: 1-774 (257 amino acids)
Biological process (GO): positive regulation of transcription by RNA polymerase II
Molecular function (GO): protein dimerization activity; RNA polymerase II cis-regulatory region sequence-specific DNA binding; DNA-binding transcription factor activity, RNA polymerase II-specific
Source: RefSeq, a predicted model, not a curated record